Molecule: messenger RNA, 3834 nt
Organism: Stegastes partitus (bicolor damselfish)
Lineage: Eukaryota; Metazoa; Chordata; Actinopteri; Pomacentridae
Gene: lrrc8da
Product: leucine rich repeat containing 8 VRAC subunit Da
Exons: 2
Coding region: 282-2840 (852 amino acids)
Molecular function (GO): protein binding
Source: RefSeq, a predicted model, not a curated record
UCUUAGAAAUACACGGAGCCGGAGGUCUACCUGCGCUCAGUGCUCCUCAUACGGCCGAGCAGCCGACCGCGCUCCCCGGGCUCAGGUAUGAAGGCUCCCCGCCGACCGGCCGCCGCGACUCCAGCCGACGUCCUCCGGAGCUCCGUUCCAGCCGCCGGCGUCCCUCCCGCAGCUUUUAACGGGUCGCAGAAAUUAGGUUAAAGACGCACCUGAAGAGCGGAUCGAAAAGUGGCAUGCGGGGCGAAGAAGGGCUAAUUGGAUUGAGAUAACCGCACACGGCAAUGAUGUUCACACUCACUGAAGUCGCUUCCUUGAACGACAUCCAGCCGACGUACCGCAUCCUGAAGCCAUGGUGGGACGUCUUCAUGGACUACCUGGGGCUGGUCAUGCUCAUGCUGGCCAUUUUUGCCAUGACCAUGCAGAUCACCAAGGACCAGGUGGCCUGUCUGCCGUGUCUGGAGGACCCGGAGGAGGCCUCGGGAGCCAAGCCUCACUCGUUCCCCCCGCAGAGCGCGCAGGAAGCGGCCUCCUCCGCUGCCACCAGAGCCCCCGUGGUCGCCACCAUCCCGCUGGCCACGAAGGACCUACCGGACGACGCGGUCCGCGAGAUCCACGUGACGCACCAACACACCGCUGUGGUGUCAGAGAAAUACGCCAACCAGCCUCAACCGACGGGGGUCAGAACCAACCUAGACUAUCAACAGUAUAUCUUUAUUAACCAAAUAUGUUACCACGUUGCCUUGCCCUGGUAUUCCAAGUACUUUCCAUACCUCACCCUCAUACACACACUCAUUCUCAUGGUCAGUAGCAACUUCUGGUUCAAAUACCCAAAAACGAGCUCCAAGAUUGAGCACUUUGUGUCUAUCCUGGGGAGGUGUUUCGAGUCUCCCUGGACUACGAAGGCUUUGUCUGAAACAGCGUGCGAGGACUCUGAGGAGAACAAGCAGAGGCUGACCGGCACCUCCUCGGCCCCCAAGCAGGUGUCUUUAGAGGGGAAGGACGACGGCGCCAACACCAGCCCGUCCGCACCCAUGCUCGGGGUGAAGUUUUCUGCAGAUAAGCCCAUCGCAGAGGUCCCGAGUAGUAUGACAAUCCUGGAUAAAAAGGAUGGGGAGCAGGCCAAGGCUCUGUUUGAGAAAGUGAGGAAGUUCAGAGCUCACGUGGAGGACAGUGACUUUAUCUACAAGCUUUAUGUAGCACAGACCAUCGUCAAAACAGUCAAGUUCAUCCUGAUAUUGUCCUACACGUCCACCUUUUUGGCUAAGAUCAAUUUUAAGCACGAUUGUGAACCUGAUAUAAAACCGCUAACAGGGUACAAGAAGUUCUUCUGUACGCACAACAUGGCUUUCAUGUUGAACAAGCUGCUCAUCAGCUACAUGGCUUUGAUUCUGAUCUACGGCAUGACGUGCCUGUACUCUCUGUUCUGGGUGUUCAGACGGCCGCUGAAGGAGUACUCAUUUGAGAAAGUCAGGGAGGAGAGCAGCUUCAGCGACAUUCCUGAUGUCAAAAAUGACUUUGCAUUCCUUUUACACAUGGUUGACCAGUAUGACCAACUCUACUCCAAGCGCUUUGGGGUUUUCUUGUCCGAGGUCAGUGAAAACAAGCUGAGGGAGAUCAGCCUCAAUCACGAGUGGACCUUUGAGAAAUUACGGCAGCUUGUGACCCGUAAUGCACAGGACCAGCAGGAGCUGCACCUCUUCAUGCUCUCCGGUCUCCCGAACGCCGUGUUUGACCUCACGGAUCUGGAAGUGCUGAAGCUGGAGCUGAUUCCUGAGGUGAGGUUCUCGGCAAAAGUCUCCCAGAUGACCAGCCUGCAGGAGCUGCAUCUCUGCCACUGUCCGGCCAAAGUGGAGCAGACGGGUUUUGCUUUCCUGCGCGACCAUCUCCGCUGCCUGCACGUCAAGUUCACGGACGUGGCUGAGAUCCCAGCUUGGGUGUAUUUGCUGAGGAGCCUGAGGGAGCUCAACCUAAUCGGCAACCUGAGCUCAGAAAACAACAAGAUGAUCGGCCUGGAGUCCAUGCGAGAUCUGAGGCAUUUAAAGACAUUAUGCCUGAAGAGCAACCUCACAAAAAUGCCCACAAACAUCACAGAGCUGUCGCCACAUCUGAUUCGUUUAGUGGUGCACAACGAUGGUACGAAACUGUUGGUACUAAACAGCCUGAAAAAAAUGACAAAUCUCAUUGAACUGGAGCUGCACACCUGCGAGCUGGAGCGGAUCCCCCACGCUAUCUUCAGCUUGACCAACUUACAGGAACUUGACCUGAAAUCGAACAACAUCCGGACCAUCGAGGAGAUCAUCAGCUUCCAGCACCUCAAGCGGCUGACCUGCCUUAAGCUGUGGCACAACAAGAUCAUCACCAUCCCCUCCUCCAUCGGCCAGGUCAAGUCGCUGGAGUCCCUCCACCUCUCUCACAACAAACUGGAGUCCCUGCCUCCGGCCUUGUUCACGCUCCCUAAGCUGCGACACCUGGAUGUGGGCCACAACUCCAUCACAGUGCUUCCUCCAGACGUGGGCCUCCUCCACAACCUGCAGCACUUGGCCAUCAACUCCAACAAGCUGGAGGUGCUGCCCAAGCCUCUGUUCAGAUGCACCAAGCUGAAGGUGCUGUGUCUGGGCCACAACGCGCUCACCACGCUGCCAGAGUCCGUGGGUCAGCUGGUGCAGCUCACUCAGCUGGAGCUGAGGGGGAACUGUCUGGACCGGCUGCCCGCCCAGCUGGGAAACUGCCGCCUGCUGCGCAGAAGCGGCCUCAUCGUGGAGGACCACCUCUUCGACACACUGCCCGGGGAAGUCAAGGAGAGCAUCAGCCGAGACACCACCUUUACCAACGGCUUAUAGCACAACGGCUCGGAGAGCAUCGCGGUAACCGAUCGAAGACACUUUUUAUUAUUGUAUUAUCCACAAAAAUGAAUGCAUUUUCUUAAUUAUUUUAAUGGGGUGUCUUAGUUGCUUAUAUUUUAAUACGGCUUAGAAGAGAUUGCUUUUGUUGUUGCCGAUCUAAUUGAGCAUUUUUUUGUUUCUUAGCUUUUAGUAACGAAAACUAGAAAUCGAGCUUCUUUAUAUAUAAAACACUCAAUAGACCAAAACUGUUUGCUCCAGUGACACAGUUUGUAGAUUUAUUGUUUUAGGUACUCAGGUAUAUUUGAAACCACGGGGAACAAUCUUUUUGCCUUAACUGCUGCUACUUGUUUUUGUUUUUUUGGGUUUUUUUUACAGUGAGGGCUUUCACAAACAAAAGGCCAAAAAUGAAUAAUUCAUGUCGUCACUUUUUCGUACAGACUCCGUUCGCACAACCACGUGUUCUAGAAGCAAACACAAUGCAACAGCCCUCUCCUGCUAGUUUUUAAACUUCUGUCCAAAUCAUAAUCCGUGUAUAUUUUCCUCUUGCGUAAUCUUGUCUCGUAGCUAACAGAAUGAAUUCAGCGUCGUAAACCUCAGGUGGAGACUAAAAGCACCGUAAACGAACCUUUACCUUCACGUUGUAGAGAUUGUAUACCACGGCCUGUUAGUGACUCAUUUGCACAUUGAAAACCUGACGAUGUAGAGAUCGCUGAAUGUCCUUUUUGUGAUAACUUGUUCUGAGCUGAUAAAAGGGAAAUCUUCUCACUGGCUUUUAAAACCUGAACCGUGCGACUGAAGCCGGUCGCCGGUAGGACCGAGCGUCCUGCAACGUCACAAUCAUGUCACGAUGAUAAUGUCUGCCUUCGUUCUUCUCAGUGUACUUCUGUGUAGGCCUGUAUGUAAGUGUUCUUCAGAGCUGCUGUACCACCGUGGUGAUCCUAUGCUCAAAGUUCACAACUUUAUGGUACAAUAAAACCAGAUUUUAGAUAAA